AUGUUUUCAAACUCAAUUAGAAAUAAAGAAAACUUUCAUCCUAAGAUUGCCAUUCUAGGCUCUCCAAACGUAGGAAAAACCGCCCUCACGAUACAAUAUGCUGAAUCAAGAUUUUUAGAAUCUUAUUAUCCAUCUAUUCAAAAUGAGUUUACCAAAAUUAUACGAUUUGAUAAUGAGGGAAAUUGUUCAAAUGAUGGAGUAUAUGAACUUGAAAGUACUUCUACAGGAAUAGGAAAUACAGGAUUAGGAAGAAAUGAUAACACGAUUGGUACGAUUCCAAACAAUAUAUCUAAUACUAGUGGAAUAGGCCAAUCUUCUAAUAGUAAUAAUAUCCUAAUGGAAAAUUUAUCAAAUUCAUAUCAUGAAGGACAAUUAGUGCAAAUUAUUGAUUUGGGGGGUAUUACCAGUGACUCAUUUAUAAAUUUAAAGAAUUUAGUGGAUAUUAAUGGUAUAAUGCUAGUUUAUAAUGUAAUAAACAGGUCAAGUUUUGAAUCUAUUAAACUAAUUUGGAAUAAACUACUGGAUCAAUCUGGUAUUAUUGAAUUAUUAUACAAACUUCAAAAAUCAUAUAGUGAAAGUAAGGUAAAGUUUAAACCCAUUAUAUUACCUGUAGUUAUUGUUGGGAAUAAGAUAGAUCUAAGAGAUAUUCCAAAUGAUAAGAACAUAAGAGACACUAAAGUUACGUUUAAAGAAGGACAAGCAAUUACUAAGCUAUUAUGCGAAUCCCUAAACAAAAGAAUUGCAAAAGAGAUAGAAAAAGGAAAUAAAUCAAAAAGUACAUCAAAAACCAAAAAUACAAUCAAUUUACCCAUUCAGUUAGAUGUAGGCUUUAUAGAAACUAGUGCAAAAUUAAACAUUAAUGUUAACGAGUCCUUUAGUCUAAUCUUAAAGAAAAUUUAUAAGAAUUUUAAUAAGAAUGAUGCUGCAAGCAAUUUAAUCAAUAACGACAAGAUGUAUAAAUAUGGUUUUAAUUUUAAUUUCAAUGAAUAUAAUUUCAACCUACCAAACAAAAAUGAUGACGAGAAUAACUUUGUCAAUAACGAAAAUGAAGAAAGCUGUAAUAUUAUGUGA
Molecule: messenger RNA, 1071 nt
Organism: Henningerozyma blattae CBS 6284
Lineage: Eukaryota; Fungi; Ascomycota; Saccharomycetes; Saccharomycetales; Saccharomycetaceae
Gene: RHB1
Product: putative GTPase RHB1
Exons: 1
Coding region: 1-1071 (356 amino acids)
Biological process (GO): small GTPase-mediated signal transduction
Cellular component (GO): plasma membrane
Molecular function (GO): GDP binding; GTP binding; GTPase activity
Source: RefSeq, a predicted model, not a curated record